Messenger RNA from Tauraco erythrolophus (red-crested turaco), 561 nucleotides. The record is from RefSeq and is a predicted model, not a curated record. NCBI's taxonomy places the organism in Eukaryota, Metazoa, Chordata, Aves, Musophagiformes, Musophagidae.
AACAAGAAGAAAACUUUGAGUUUAUCAUUGUCUCUCUCACCGGCCAGACUUGGCACUUUGAAGCUACCACGUAUGAAGAAAGAGAUGCAUGGGUGCAAGCCAUAGAGAGUCAGAUCUUGGCCAGUUUACAGUCAUGUGAGAGCAGCAAGAACAAGUCUCGCCUGACGAGUCAGAACGAGGCCAUGGCCCUUCAGUCCAUAAGGAACAUCAGAGGCAAUUCCCACUGCGUGGACUGUGAAGCACAGAACCCCGACUGGGCCAGCUUGAAUCUGGGAGCCCUCAUCUGUAUCGAAUGCUCAGGUAUCCACCGAAACCUUGGCACGCACCUCUCCCGGGUCCGCUCCCUCGACCUGGAUGACUGGCCUAUAGAGCUUAUCAAGGUGAUGUCUUCUAUCGGGAACGAGCUGGCAAACAGCGUGUGGGAGGAGAGCAGCCAAGGCCAUAUGAAACCUUCCUCAGACUCCACAAGAGGUUAUAAGAAAAUAGAGAGGUUCUUAACACUGUCGGAGAAGUCUGGAGUUCGGAGUCGGCAGUGUCGGGAAUUGACUUUCACCUUAAGAC